Molecule: messenger RNA, 1551 nt
Organism: Diplodia corticola
Lineage: Eukaryota; Fungi; Ascomycota; Dothideomycetes; Botryosphaeriales; Botryosphaeriaceae
Product: proteasome component c1
Exons: 7
Coding region: 1-1551 (516 amino acids)
Biological process (GO): ubiquitin-dependent protein catabolic process; 'de novo' pyrimidine nucleobase biosynthetic process; CDP biosynthetic process
Cellular component (GO): proteasome core complex, alpha-subunit complex; nucleus; proteasome core complex
Molecular function (GO): ATP binding; UMP kinase activity
Source: RefSeq, a predicted model, not a curated record
AUGCCUGCCGUCCCCACCCUCCUCCAGCGCGAGAAGUCCGAGUUCGACCCUGCCGAGGUCACCGUGCUCUUCGUCCUCGGCGGCCCCGGCGCGGGCAAGGGCACCCAGUGCUCGAACCUGGUGCGCGACUACACAUUCAAGCAUCUGUCGGCCGGCGAUCUGCUUCGCGAGGAGCAGGAGAGGCCUGGCAGCGAGUUCGGCGAGAUGAUCAAGGAGUACAUCCGCGAGGGCAAGAUCGUGCCCAUGGAGGUCACCAUCCAGCUCCUCGAGAACGGCAUGAAGGCCGCGAUGAAGGCGGAGAACAAGAAGAAGUUCCUGAUCGACGGUUUCCCCCGCAAGCUCGACCAGGCCCAUGCCUUUGAGAAGAGCGUGUGCCCUGCCAAGUUCACCCUUUUCUUCGAUUGCCCCGAGAGCACCAUGGAGGAGCGCCUGAUCAACCGCGGCAAGACGUCUGGCCGCUCAGACGACAACAUCGAGAGCAUCCGCAAACGCUUCAAGACCUUCGUCGAGACUUCCAUGCCUGUCGUCGACGAGUUCGAGAGCCAGGGCCGCGUUGUCAAGGUCGAUGCCACCCAGACUCCCGAGCAGGUUUACGAGGUUGUGAAGGAGAGGCUUACCGCCAGAGGCAUCGCCCUUGGUUCACCCGCGUCUUUCUGCAGCUUCGCCAUGACGUCAAUAGGUACCGGCUACGAUCUCUCCAACUCCGUCUUCUCGCCCGACGGCCGCAAUUUCCAGGUCGAAUAUGCCCAGAAGGCGGUAGAGAACGGCGGCACGGCAAUCGGCAUUCGGUGCAAGGACGGCGUCAUCCUCGCCCUCGAGAAGAUCAUUAGCAGCAAGCUUCUCAAGAAGGGCGCCAACAAACGCAUAGCAUCCGUCGACCGCAACGUGGGCAUCGUCUCCUCCGGCCUCGUUCCUGACGGACGCCACUUCGUUUCCCGAGCUCGCGAUGAGGCUUCUCAGUGGAGGAAGCUGUACAAGGGCCCCAUCAAGACGGCCGCGCUUGCCAGCCGCAUGGGCAGCUACGUUCAGGCAUACACUCUCUACUCCAGCGUUCGCCCGUUCGGCGUGACGUCCAUCAUUGGCGGCUGGGAUAGCGAGGAGCCCGCGGAGGUUGACGGCCAGGUUGGCAGCGGUCCUUCGGUUGGUCCUGGCGGCAAGAAGGCGGACGCCACUCACGGCGGCCCGUUCCUCUACAUGGUUGAGCCCAGUGGCCUGUUCUGGGGCUACUACGGUGCCGCGACGGGCAAGGGCAGGCAAUCUGCCAAGGCAGAGCUCGAGAAGCUCAACCUCCAGGAUGGCACCCUCACCCUGGAGCAGGGUGUCAAGGAGGCUGCGCGCAUCAUCUACUUCGCACAUGAGGACAGCAAGGACAAGGAAUUCGAGCUGGAGAUGACUUGGAUCAGCUCCGCUAGCGGCCCCACCAAGGGCAGGCACGAGGAGGUCCCCAAGGCGCUGCGGGAAGAGGCCGAGAGGCUGGCUAAGAAGGCGUUGGAGGGCGAUGAUGACGACGAGGAGGAGACGAGGCCCGAGGGUGAGAGGAUGGAGGAGUAA